AUGGCUGACCCAAAUUGGCUUAGUGAUCCAAGCUUUAUGGAUAAUUCAGGCGAUGACUUUUUGAAUUCUAUUUUUGAUCAAAACCAGGGUCAGGUUUCUGCCCUGAGUCAACAUCCUCAGCCAGCACCACCACAGGCAGCACAACAGCAACCACAACAGCAACCACAACAGCAACAAGCUCAGCAAAUGCAACCGUUUCAACAGCAACCACAGCAACACCAACAAGCACAACUGUUUCAACAGCAAACACAACUGCCGCAAUCCUUACAAUUUCCAAUGUCUGGUCCACAAGCUCAAAUGCAGCCCCAACUGCAACUGCAAUCUAAUACCCCACAGAUGCGUCCAGGAGGCAUUCCGCAACAAGCACUUCCUCAACAGUUCUCUUCUCAGCAACAGAUUCCGUCACAAAUGCAAAGCUCUCAGGAUUUAAAUUCGAUAUAUAUGAGGCAACCAUCCCAACAAAUUAAUUCAAAUAAACAGGAGAUGCUUUUGAAAAUGAAACAACAGAUACAUAGACAGAAGAUGCAAGCACAAGCACAAGCACAAGCACAAGCACAAGCACAAGCACAAGCACAAGCACAAGCACAAGCACAAGCACAAGCACAAGCACAAGCACAAGCACAAGCACAAGCACAAGCACAAGCACAAGCACAAGCACUGUCUCAAAAUCCAACACCAAGUCAAAGCCAACAAUUUCAGACCCAGGUGCAAGCUGAUUUAUCGAGACAUGUAUCGCCUCAUGGCUCUCAAGUACCUACACCCGGACCUAACCAGGUAACUCCAACGAUGGGCAAUAUGAGUAACAAUGCCAAUGUCCAAACUUUCCAACAACAAUCACAACAGCCUACGCCCCAUAUGCCUCAACAAAAUGUACUACAACAGGGACAACAGUUUCCAAUGGCACAAAAUCAGCCAUUUCAACAACAACCAAUGCCGCUACAACAGCAGCAGACGCAACAGCAGCAACAACAGCAGCAACGUUUGCAACAAAAGGCUUCAAUAAGUACACAAAUCAGUGCUGAGACUUUUCAAGCGCUUUUAUUCGAUUUUAUGAGUCGUCGCGGAACCCCCAUAAAUCAACCAAUCAGUAUCAACAACAAACGAGUGAGUUUAUUCAUGUUCUUUUUGUUAUGUUCAAAAUUGGGUGGCCACCAACAAUUGAAGAGAUUUAUAAAUAUUAAUUUUCAACAACAACAACGUAAUCCAUGGGCAUUGAUUGGAAUGAAGAUGGGGCUCUAUGCGGGCGCAAAUUUACAAGAGCCAGGGGUGAAGGAAAACUUAGACAAAGAGGUUUGUGCUUGUUAUACGAAUUAUAUUUUACCAUAUGAAGAGUAUUAUGCUACACCGGCAGGACAAAGAGAUCUUCUGCAAAGAAAGACUCAGUUUCAAAGUCAAAUUAUUCAAAAAUAUCAACAACAAAUACAGCAACAACAACAGCAAUUUAGUCAACAACUGUCACCACCACAACAGCAAUUUCCACAAUCCUUUUCUCCCAAUGUUAGUGGUCCUACACCAAUGAUGGGGCUAAGCAAUCAACAAAGUCCAAAAGUUAGCAAUGCACCUACUCCUCAACAACGGAAAAUGUCAAGAGCCAGUAAUUUGUCUAAUCACAACUCUCCACAGGUGAACUCCCCAUAUGUCCAGAAUCAACAAUUCAGGCAACAGCAACAACAGGGCCAACAAACAACUCCUCAAUUCACGUCACAACAUAAUACACCUCAAGUGCAGUCGCAACCAACUCCGCAAUUCCCACAACAACCGUUACCACAACAACCUCAGCAACAAUUUCCUAAACAAUUUUCACCAUCACAACAACAUCAAGGUACGCCAUUGGCAACGCAGCAACAACAACAACAACAACAACAACAACAACAACAACAACAACAACAACAACAACAACAACAACAACAACAACAACAACAACAACAACAACAACAACAACAACGGAAACAACAGCAGCAACAGCAGCAACAGCAAAAGCAGCAACAGCAAAAGCAGCAACAGCAAAAGCAACAACAGCAGCGUCAACAACAACUACGUCAACAACAACAACAGCCACCAACUCCACUUACAACUGGUCAGCAACUGUUCGGUCCAAAGACGAGACAAUCCCUGUUUCAACAACAACAAACUCAGCCACAACCUCCAAGUAGUCAACCUUCACAAGUUGCUGCUACUCCUCAUAUCAAGAAAGAAGUUACCAAAGAGGAAGCAAAUAUUUUACGAAACUAUGUACCUUUUAAGAGAAUUCUUGAUACUCAUGGAAACCAUCAUAUGAAAGAGCUUUCGAUACUUUCAGGAGAAAUUGAAGCAACAAAACCAAUUUAUUUAUUUGCCCCAGAAUUGGGAACUAUUAAUUUGCAGGCCUUAUGUAUGGCUAUCAAGAGUGACCAAGGAAUUCAAAGUUCAGAAGUUGUGAAUGCAUUGAAUACGUUAUUGGUAACUACAUCAGACUCCAAUUAUACAUUUUCUAUAAAUGACUGUAUUGAAUUGUUGGAUUCACUAUGCAAAUUAGGAAAAGAGGUGUUGCACAAGAUCAUUUAUGGAGAACCUUCUGGCAAAGAUGUGGUUGAAGAAGAUGCAACCAAGUUGAAUUCCCAUAGUACAAUUGAUGAUGUUUUCAACAAGUACGCUAAUGGAAAAGGUGAAGAUAUUCUGUAUGUUGUUAAUUCAUUAACUGGUGAGUUGAUUUGUGAAGAUGAAGAAGAUGAAGAUCAAAUUAAUAAUUUAUUUGAUUUCACCAGUGAAAACGAUUCCGGGACACCACAAUCUUCUCCACCGCCUUCUUCUCAUUCAGAAGAACCAGAAGAAUUCCACAUUGACGAUUACUCAACUGCUUUACAAAACUUCAAGCUGGAGAAUAGGAACCACUUUAGUAAAUUACAAACAAAGAGUGCAACUGAUAAUCAAGUGUUUUUAAUUGAUGAGUUGAUCACCAUUACUAUGAUUUUAAGAAAUAUUUCAUUUUCCGAAUUCAAUAAAGAAGUUUUGGCCAACAAUGGAUUGUUCAAAGACUUGUUAUUUUCAACAGUCAAAAAUAUCGCCAUGCAUCGAGAUAAAUUUAUGUUUAGUAGGAAAAGGUUAUGUUUGCUCAAAGAUUGUCUUUUGAUGUUGGAUAACAUUGCCUACUUUGUACAUUUACGAUCAUUAGAAGAAGCUUUCCUUUCAUUUGUGUUGAUUACUAGUUUUGGACCUGGUAUAAAGAAAGUAUGGACUAUUCCAAGAUGUAAUCUUGACACUCAUUCAUAUUUUUCAUUUGCCAUUGAUGCAUUCACCAAAUUGUUAGUUAGAGAACCAUUCAAUCGAUCGUUGUUACAUGCUGUAUUAACGGGAAGUUUGAAUUUGGGGUUGACUACAAGCUAUGUCAAUAGUUUUGUUGUUUCACAACAUGAUCAAGAACACACCAGAAAAUUGAUCAAUUUGUACCUAGGUGAAAGUGCCAAGGACUUGAAAAAUGGUGUGUUAUUAACAAGAGCAUUUCAACUGUUAAUGAGUAUUAUUCCCUUUGAUGCCAAUAGUUUUGAAUUUUCAAAAUUUAUAUUUCUUCGAGCACCAACUAUAUCACAAAUGUUUUUUGGAGUUAAGUUGAUUAUCGACAUGGCCCCAAUCAAUGACUUGCACACAUUCUCCGACAAGAUUUCGUUAUUUUGGAUCUUGUAUAAUCGAGAGUUGAUUUUAGGAAAUUUCGUUCGAAUUGUGGUUGCAUUGGCUUCAGAAACGGGUAAAUUCCCAAAGGAAUCACCUGAACAUACAAUAUUAUCAUCAUGUUUAACCAAAGCUCUUAUUGUGGUUAAUUCAUUAGUGGAAAAUGCCGUGGUGGCUAAGAACAUUGAGUAUUCUGGUGAAACUGAUUAUCGAAAUGCUGAUUUAAUGAAUCAAUUGACUGAUUGUUAUGCGUUUCCGAGGAUCAUACCUGAUAUUAAUUUGACUUUGGAUACCUUUUUGGCACCAACAAUUGAUACCGGUUUAGGAAAAGAGAUUGUUAGAUUAUUGCGAUACUUGAAAGAUUUGAAAGCCUGCGAAAGCAUAUAA
Lodderomyces orthopsilosis Co 90-125 is the source of this 4032-nucleotide messenger RNA. It is a transcript of the gene SWI1, whose product is annotated as Swi1p. The record is from RefSeq and is a predicted model, not a curated record. Gene Ontology annotation, biological process: regulation of transcription by RNA polymerase II. Lineage: Eukaryota; Fungi; Ascomycota; Pichiomycetes; Serinales; Debaryomycetaceae. Gene Ontology annotation, molecular function: transcription cis-regulatory region binding. The transcript has a single exon. Gene Ontology annotation, cellular component: nucleus; SWI/SNF complex. Bases 1 to 4032 code for a protein of 1343 amino acids.